Molecule: messenger RNA, 594 nt
Organism: Durusdinium trenchii
Lineage: Eukaryota; Dinophyceae; Suessiales; Symbiodiniaceae
Source: the annotation of a GenBank genome assembly
AUGUUUCUAGAUGGUGUGGCUGACCCUUGUAGCGCCAUCAGCACAGGCUUGGGAAUGGAUCACAUGCUUAGCACGAAUACCGUGCGGGGCCUGGGGGAAGGUCUUGAUGCCUAUGGCCUAUGGCACUACGACAAAACCGCGGCCGGCGGGACGUCGUCGUUCUUCGGGAGCUGGGCUCCCGCGGACGCCAGUGAGGAGUACUGCAACAAGGAGUUCCGUAGCGUGAAGGAGAAGUCCAAGACCUUGGACUCCAAGAUCAAGACGCUCACCGGCAGCGUGGCUGAGAAGAAGGAUGCCAUCGGCAAGCUGGCUGAGGAUGUGGUCGCUCUGCAGUCUGGAGUGAAGGCUUUGGAUGAAUCGGUGGCCACAGCCACCAAGAACCGACAAGCAGAGCAUAGCGAGUUCCAGGAGAGCACCACGUCCAACUCGGCGGCCUUGGACCUGUUGAGCAUGGCCCGGGAUCGCCUCAACAAGGUCUACAACCCCAGCAUGGUGGCGCCGACCACCACCAAGAGCCCGUAUGACUUGUCCUUCCUCCAGAUCAAGGGAGAAAAGCCACCGACCUUCGAGGGAGGCUACCAGAAGAAGACCCAG